CAUUUUCAAAGCCCCUCUCUUCUGUAUCGUACAUAACCCUACGCUCAUCUUCUCCACAACCUCCGCCGAAAUUUCGUUUCAUUACGGCCAAAUCUUCAUCACGUUCGUCCUCCUCAGGUCCACACCAUCGAAUCCCCCAAACCUUUGAACCCUCCCUCCACAAAAUUAUAGCCUCCAUCAUGAAAACCGCAUUCGUCUUCGCCAUAGCAACGACCUCAUCGUACUUCGAGGGGCUCGACCACAAAACCUUGACACCAACCCCCAGCCACAACAACUGCAACGGUGGAGACCCUUGGAGAGCAGAACCAAUACCCAGCUUAGUGGUUUUCGAGGCAGUCGACGGAGGUGAAUUUGCUUACGGCCAUGCAUCUGGGAACUCUGAUCCAUCCGUGUUAUUGGCUUUGGUAGAACUUCAGACUUGGGUCAUCAAAUUCUUUAUCUUUUAUUUUCCAUUGGGUGCUGACGAUGGUGGUUGGUUAUGGUCAGAGUCCAGGGACAUUGAUGUUGAUGACAUAAAACUCUUUGGUUUCCAUGCUUGGAAAGUGAAGGAUACUUUAGGGCAGAGGGCAGAGUUUCCUUCUACUGGUCAUUGGAUCUCUACGAUAAAUGGAUCUUCUGGGGGUCGAUAUGCAGAGGCAGUGGGAAAAAAAUAGGGUGCAAUUGAUUUUUUAGGGAAAAAUCUUAGGAAAAGAUUUGAGUCUUCUAAUUUUAUUUUGUUUCCCAAUAGAGCUAGUUCCCUUUCUUCUGAGAUCUCCUAUGAUUUAGGAGUUUAUGAGAGAUUUUUUUUUUUUGGUCGUUGGAAGAAAAUUAGUAAAAAAAAAGGAUUUGU
This is a messenger RNA of Rubroshorea leprosula, 829 nucleotides long. The record is from the annotation of a GenBank genome assembly. Lineage: Eukaryota; Viridiplantae; Streptophyta; Magnoliopsida; Malvales; Dipterocarpaceae.